UACCUACUAACCAAUAUGGCGGCCAGUAAUGUAUUUCGUUUUGUGUUUUGUAAACAAGUUCAAACUGUCCGUGUUGGUUUAUUUGGGUUAUCAAGGAUUCAGAGGCUUCACACAGACGACAAAUCGUCACAAGAAAACUCACAGGAAUAUGAUAACAUUGAAUCAGACAAGGAAGAAUUGCAUAAUGAAUYUGAGGAAGAAGAAGACAUUGAAAGUAGAAUACUCAAAGCAUCUUUGCCUUUUGUCCAUCARCAUGGAUGGACAUCAAAUUGUAUUUCAGCAGGAGCAGAAACACUUGGAUUGUCAUCAAUGGUGAAAGACAUGUUUCCCCGUGGAGGUGGUGACUUAGCAUUGUUCUUUAUUGAGGACUGUAACAUAGAAUUAGCUGAUUAUUUAACAGAGAAUACAAAACAGGAUCAAGAGAAUAAGGAUGCACCGAGACGUAGAGCGARUAUGAUAAUAAGAGAUGCCUUAGAAGUUAGAUUGCGAAUGAUUAUUCCAUAUAUCGAUAGCUGGCCGCAGGUAAUGCGUCUAAUGGCAAUGCCCCAGAAUGCACCAGGUGCCCUCCAGGCUGUUUCUUACAUGGUAGAUGACAUCUGGUAUCAUGCUGGAGACACAUCGACUGAUAUAAAUUGGUAUACAAAACGAGGUGUUUUAGCAGCUCUUUAUGGGGCAACAGAGCUGUAUAUGGUCCGAGAUCRUUCAGAGGAUUUUGUAAACACAUGGGCAUUCCUAGACAAGAGACUUGAAGACAUAAAACAGUUUGCUAAAAUGAAAGAAAACGUUGAGAAGACUGGUGCUGACACUGCUCAACUACUGUUUACAGCUUUAACUACGGUCCGAAAUAUGACAGGAUUCAACAAAAGAUCAAGGUGAAAACAGCAAAUGAAAUUCUACCCAGCGUAAGGUGUCCAUUGUUUUUUUAUAAGAAUACUGUAUUAUUUGAUUUCAAGGUUGUAUACAUAUAAUGUUAAAUAAACAUAUAUUAAGUGAUU
This is a messenger RNA of Exaiptasia diaphana, 995 nucleotides long. Its product is annotated as ubiquinone biosynthesis protein COQ9, mitochondrial. The transcript has 9 exons. Gene Ontology annotation, cellular component: mitochondrial inner membrane. Bases 16 to 876 code for a protein of 286 amino acids. Gene Ontology annotation, molecular function: lipid binding. The record is from RefSeq and is a predicted model, not a curated record. Lineage: Eukaryota; Metazoa; Cnidaria; Anthozoa; Actiniaria; Aiptasiidae. Gene Ontology annotation, biological process: ubiquinone biosynthetic process.